AUGAGUUUGUCUAGUGAAACAAAAAAAUAUCUUCAUGAAUCAUUAUUGCAACAGUGCUUAAAUCAAAACUAUACUAGCUCUUCUAAUAGAAAUGAUACUGCACUUUUAGAUAUAUAUCAACUCGAAGAGAUUUAUUCUCAAUAUAUAAUUUGGAUAGCAGAAAAAGGUUAUACAGUGAUCAAUCAUCCCUCUGAAAUUUAUAGAAUACCUGAUACCCACGAAUGUAUUGAUAGAAACCAGCUUCUAUGCUUAAUUAUUAAUAUUAAUGCAAAACAAAAACCUGAUUCAAAUAAUUCUAAACAUGCUUCUUUAGAUAAAGAAAAGCUAGCAGAAGAGGAAUUUAAACCUAUCGAUGAUGAUAAUGCUUUAGUUAAAAGAGCUAAUUUAGCUAUUGCAGAAUAUGAUACUACUCGUAUUCGUUCUGCUGUGGGUACUAGAAAAACAAAAAUAUUAAGAAAAAUUUUGGCAUCUUUAGCUCAAAGUAGUGCCAAUUUACUUUGUACUAUAUGUGUUUCAUAUCAUAAAACCUUUAGCAAUAAAUCUGAAGCUAAACUUAAAGAAUUAGAAAAAUUCGAUUUCAGAAUAGGGCAAUAUCAGAAUAUUUUUUCAAGAGGCCGUUCUUGUAUAGCAAUUUUAGAUAAAUCAAAUACUACUAUGUAUCAAAUGGCUAGUAGAGUUUAUACUCGAGAAUCUGCUAAUACUAUAUACGAUUUGUUAAAUGUAGCCACUCAUGUUGUUGCUAUGGAUGCUUUUGCAAAUAACUCAACUUUAGCUUUCUUAAAAUUCUAUCGAGGUUCAGAAGGUAUACAUAGAGGUUUUAAGAUACUUCAAGAAGAUAAACAUAUUGUAUUUGUUAUAACUAGCUUUAUAGAAAUUACUAAUAUCACUACUUCUGUUUAUGUUGAAGCAUUUGCUCAGAUGUUGUUCAGAAUCUGUGACUGCUCAUUACAUAUAGUUUCUCUUUAUCAUAGCAAAAAAUUCGAUAUUUUUAAAGAACCAUCAGUGGAAACCUAUAUCAAAGUUGAAUAUCAGAAAUACUUAUUAGCUAAAUACUUUCCUGAAAUUCUUUGUAGUUUUAUUGCUAGUACUGAAGCAAUAUUUGAAUUAAUUUUAGUAGAAGAUACUGAAAAAAUCAACAGGAAUAAAAUUUCUCAUACAAUUAAAAAUACUGAGAAAAAAAUUAAAGGUGCAGAUGCAGAAUCAAUAGCUAAUACUCCAGAUAUUAGCUUUAAAGAUAUAGAUAAUACAAAUAUUCUUUCUGAUGAUGAUAUAGCUAAGACUUUUGAGCAAUCACAGAAAAAAAUCGUUAAAAUUCGAGAAAAUGCAUUAUUACUCUUUGGCUUUAAAACCAGAGCUAAAGGAAAGCCAGAUCUUAAUGCUAUAAUAAAAUUUAUUAAUGCAAUAUUGAGUAAUUGUAGAGAUAGUUUUGUAACUCAAGAAGAACUAAUAGCUAUAAAGGUGAAUAAUUCUAAAUAUUUCUCUAUAGGUCCAAUUCUUCUAUUAUAUAAACCAGAAUCGAUUGAUGAAACUCAGGAUCUUUUCGAUUCUAUAUCUAUUACUAAUAAUAUUACUUCAGAAUGUACAAAGUAUAAAGUUUCUGACUUAUCUAAUAAUAAGAUUGAUGAAAAAGAUUUAUUCUUAGAAAUGCCAGCUCAAUAUGAUGCAGAACAUAAAAAGAAUUCUUUUCAAGAUAUAUGCUAUGUUGAUAUUACUACUUUUGAAGCCAAUGCAUAUGAGAAAGAAAAAUCUGAUUUUUUAAUUUCUUUAUCUUCAGAGUUUCUCAUUAAAAGAGAAUCUGAUAUUUGA
Scutellospora calospora is the source of this 1806-nucleotide messenger RNA. The record is from the annotation of a GenBank genome assembly. NCBI's taxonomy places the organism in Eukaryota, Fungi, Glomeromycota, Glomeromycetes, Diversisporales, Gigasporaceae.